This is a messenger RNA of Mastomys coucha (southern multimammate mouse), 1382 nucleotides long. RefSeq names its product cilia and flagella associated protein 300 (gene Cfap300). The record is from RefSeq and is a predicted model, not a curated record. Lineage: Eukaryota; Metazoa; Chordata; Mammalia; Rodentia; Muridae. The transcript is spliced from 7 exons. The coding region runs from base 50 to 895 and encodes 281 amino acids.
GCGUCGCCCCGCCCCCUGAACCUGGUGCGUUUUCUUCGGCUGUGUCGCUAUGGAAACGACUACUCCUUUCUUUCCCUUGGUCUUAAGCAGGAUGGCGGCUGGGGAGCCGCGGGAUGGAGGCGGCUACUACUUCAGAUUCCUGCCUCUUAGAACCUUCUCGUCUCUGAGCGCCCGGGAGAUCACCAGCCGGCUCCGCCAGUGGUCCAUGCUGGGCAGAAUCCAGGCGCAGGCGUUCAGCUUCGACCAGACGUUCCAGCCCUACCAAAAGGAUGAUUUUGUCAUGGCUUUUUUCAAAGACCCAAAUGUUAUUCCAAAUUUGCAGUUACUCUCAGAUUCUUCUGGACAGUGGACCACAUUAGGAACUGAAGUGAAAAAAAUUGAAGCUAUAAAUGUUCCAUGCACACAACUUUCAAUGUCAUUUUUCCAACGGUUAUACGACGAAAAUAUUGUACGAGAAAGUGGACACAUUGUCAAGUGCCUAGACUCUUUCUGUGAUCCAUUUCUCGUUUCAGAUGAACUGAGAAAAGUUUUGCUAAUGGAAGACUCUGAAAAAUAUGAAGUCUUUAGCCCAGCGGAAAGGGAAGAGUUCCUUUUCUGUCUUUUUAAGCAUCUCUGCCUCGGAGGGUCGCUUUGUCAAUAUGAAGAUGUGCUAAAGCCAUAUCUGGAGACAGCAAAGUUGAUCUAUAAGGAUCUGGUGAGUGUUCGGAAACAUCCUCGAACCAAGGAAAUACAAAUUACCUCUUCUGUCUUUAAAGUAAAAGCCUACGACUCUAUUGGUGUGUGCUACCCUUCACCGAAAGAGCAUGAGCAGACAUUCUCGUAUUUCGUUGUGGAUCCCAUCAAGCGCCAUGUGAAUGUCCUAUACCAUUGCUAUGGUGUAGGGGAAAUGGCUUAGUAUUGUUUAAGCCAUCUGCUAUACUGUUCUUUAAUUCACUGUGUCUCUACCAGCACUAACAGGUACAUAUAUGGGCUCUUUGCAGACCAAUCAAAGGCCACUGUAAUGAGCCCAUUUUGAGCUGAAGAGAACAAACACCAAAGUGCCUAUUUCUCAAUUUGCCCAGCAUACUUGUGCUGGAAUCCCGGAUAGAUCCUGUACAAAGUAGAAAGUCACAAGUUCAUGUUUGUUCUAUUAAGAUUGAGCCACAUUCCUAAUUUCCUUUUUUUAAAUUUGUUUUUAGUGUUUUGAGGAAGUGUCUCAUGUACCCUAGGAUAGGUGAACUUGAACUUACUAUGUAGCUAAGGCUGGUCUUGAACUCCUGACCCUCUUGCCUCUACCUUUUGAGUGUUGUAAUACAAACAUGGACCUGGCUCUGUGUACACUGUUUGGGAAAGCUAAUUGAUUCUGGAUUAGAAUUGAAAUAUUAAACAUCUCCACCACCAGC